CCAACCGGCCCCUGACACAAGUUGACAGAGCCACCAUGGCCGCAUUUCUCAACAAAAACAGCUUAAGCUAAACUCCCACACACACACACACACACUCCCUUCCCAUCUCUCCUCCAAAAAUCCAAUCCUCUUCGUUCCUCAUGUCCAACAUUUCCAAUUAUUUCAAUUCCUAACCCAAAACCAAACAAAACAAAACAAAUCCUCUAUACUUCAAUCUCCCCUCUAUUUACAAUCAUGGACAUCCUCUACGCUCAGAUCCAAGCCGACCUCCGCUCCAACGACGCUCUCCGCCAAACUGGAGCUCUCCUCCAAGCCCUCCAGCAGUCCGCCGCCGGUCGCGACAUUUCCAUCCUCGCCAAAUCCGCCGUCGAAGAAAUCGUCGCUUCCCCUGCCUCCGCCGUCUCCAAAAAGCUCGCCUUCGAUCUCAUCCGCUCCACUCGUCUCACCUCCGACCUCUGGGACACCGUCAUCACCGGCGUUCGCUCCGAUCUCGAUUUCCCUGACCCUGACGUCACCGCCGCCGCAAUCUCCAUCCUCUCCGCCCUCCCUUCCCACCGGCUCUCCAAGCUCCUCACCGACUCCACCAAAGAGAUCAACACCUGCUUCGAUUCCAGCAGCGAUAACCUCCGCUUCUCCAUCACCGAAACCCUAGGUUGCAUUCUCGCUCGCGACGACGUCGUUACGCUAUGCGAGAACAGUGUUAGCCUCCUCGACCGAGUCUCCACCUGGUGGACUCGGAUCGGCCUCAACAUGCUUGAUAGAUCCGAUAACGUCUCCAAAGUCGCAUUCGAAUCCGUCGGGAGGUUGUUCCAAGAGUUCGAUUCGAAGCGGAUGAGUAGGUUGGCCGGAGAUAAGCUCGUCGAUAGCGAGAACUCGCUUGCGAUUCGAUCCAAUUGGGUUUCUUCAAUGGUGGACUUCGUGUGGAAGAAGCGGAAUGCGUUGAUGGCCAGGUCUUUGGUAUUGCCGGUGGAGAGCUUCAGAGCUACGGUGUUUCCGAUAGUGUAUGCGGUCAAGGCUGUCGCUUCAGAUGCCGUUGAAGUCAUUCGGAAGCUAUCAAAAUCUUCUUCUUCUUCAACUAGUAGUGUAUUGGAUUCAAAUGCGGAAAGGUUCGUCGGGGUUUCGGACGUGGUUUCGCAUUUGGCACCGUUCUUGGCUUCGUCAUUGGAUCCGGCAUUGAUCUACGAAGUCGGGAUUAACAUGUUGUAUUUGGCUGAUGUACCUGGAGGAAAGACCGAGUGGGCUUCGCUUUCCAUCAUUGCGAUUCUCACGCUUUGGGAUAGGCAGGAAUUCUCUUCUGCCAGAGAGAGUAUUGUUAGGGCUGUUGUUACCAAUCUACACCUUCUUGAUCUUCAUAUGCAGGUUUCAUUGUUUAGGAGGUUGCUUCUUAUGGUGAGAAACUUGAGGGCAGAAUCAGAUCGCAUGCAUGCUUUGGCUUGCAUUUGUAGGACAGCUCUCUGUGUUGAUCUAUUUGCAAAGGAAAGCGUUCGAAGAGGUCAGAAACCUCUUGCAGGAACUGAUAUUGCUUCACUUUUUGAGGAUGCAAGAAUAAGAGAUGAUCUUAAUAGUGUAACAAGUAAAAGCUUAUUUAGGGAGGAGUUAGUAGCAUCACUGGUGGAAAGUUGCUUUCAGUUGUCCCUACCUUUGCCUGAACAAAAGAACUCAGGCAUGGAGAGCAGGGUCAUUGGAGCUUUAGCAUAUGGAACUGGUUAUGGUGCUCUGAAUUGGACGGAGCCUGCUUUGGAAGUUGUGGAAGUGUGUAGACCUUGUGUCAAGUGGGAUUGUGAUGGUCGGACCUAUGCAAUUGAUUGCUACCUGAAGUUGCUUGUUAGGUUGUGCCAUAUCUAUGAUACGAGGGGUGGUGUAAAGAGGGUGAAAGAUGGAGCUUCUCAAGAUCAAAUUUUAAAUGAGACAAGGUUGCAAAAAUUACAACGUGAACUUGUGAAAGAUCUACGUGAGGUGAAUACCCCAAGAAUAUGUGCUCGCCUUAUUUGGGCUAUUGCAGAACACAUUGACCUAGAAGGAUUGGACCCACUUCUAGCUGAUGACCCUGAUGAUCCGCUUAACAUCAUUAUAGCAAAUAUUCACAAAGUUUUGUUCAACAUAGAUUCAUCUGCAGAUACAACAAAUAGGCUUCAAGAUGUUCAGGCAGUUAUUUUAUGUGCUCAGCGGCUGGGAUCACGUAACCCUAGGGCUGGGCAAUUACUGAUUAAAGAACUUGAAGAGUUCAGAAGCAGUAAUUUGUCUGAUUCUGUCAAUAAGCAUCAGAGCCGCAUGAUAUUGCAGAGAAUUAAAUAUGUUACAAGUCAUCCAGAUAGCAGGUGGUCAGCGGUUAGUGAAGCCAGGGGAGAUUACCCAUUUAGCCACCACAAACUAACUGUUCAAUUUUAUGAGGCAGCUGCAGCUCAGGAUAGAAAGUUGGAAGGAUUGGUUCACAAGGCUAUUUUAGAGCUUUGGAGGCCAGAACCUAGUGAAUUAACUCUUUUGCUGACAAAAGGAGUUGACUCUACUUCACUGAAAGUUCCUCCAACUGCAAUUUCUUUGACUGGUAGCAGUGAUCCAUGCUAUGUUGAAGCAUACCAUUUAGCAGACUCAAGUGAUGGAAGGAUCACUCUGCAUUUAAAGGUCUUAAAUUUAACUGAGCUUGAACUAAAUCGAGUGGACAUUCGAGUUGGGUUGUCUGGGGCAUUAUAUUAUAUGGAUGGGUCUCCUCAAGCAGUUCGGCAGCUGCGUAAUCUUGUUUCACAGGAUCCAGUACUGUCCAGUGUAACGGUGGGUGUAACUCAUUUUGAGAGAUGUGCCCUUUGGGUGCAAGUAUUAUAUUAUCCAUUCUAUGGGAGUGGUGCUGCAGCAGAUUAUGAAGGUGACUACACUGAAGAGGAUCCGCAAAUCAUGAGACAAAAGAGAAGCUUAAGGCCUGAGCUAGGAGAGCCUAUUAUUUUGAGAUGUCAACCUUACAAAAUUCCGCUGACUGAGCUUCUUUUGCCGCAUAAAAUCUCUCCUGUUGAAUUUUUCCGCCUAUGGCCCAGUUUGCCAGCAGUAAUAGAGUACACUGGUACAUAUACAUAUGAAGGAAGUGGCUUCAAGGCUACGGCUGCACAGCAGUAUGGUGAAUCACCUUUCUUAAGUGGACUGAAAUCUUUGUCCUCUAAGCCAUUCCACAGAGUUUGUUCACAUAUUAUCCGGACUGUGGCAGGGUUUCAGCUUUGUUUUGCUGCAAAAACUUGGUAUGGCGGUUUUCUGGGCAUGAUGAUCUUUGGUGCCAGUGAAGUGAGCAGAAAUGUGGAUUUGGGAGAUGAGACAACCACCAUGAUGUGCAAAUUUGUGGUUAGAGCCUCUGAUGCAUCAAUUACAAAGGAGAUUGGAUCAGAUCUACAGGGAUGGUUGGAUGAUCUUACUGAUGGGGGUGUGGAGUACAUGCCCGAAGAUGAAGUGAAGGUGGCCGCUGUUGAGAGGCUUAGGAUCUCAAUGGAAAGAAUUGCCUUACUGAAAGCAGCCCAACCACGACCGAAGACUCCAAAAUCUGAUGAUGAAAACGAGGAUGAAGAUGAGGAAGAUGAGGAUAAAAAGAAGAAAAAGAAGGAAAAGAAGAAAGAUGGUGAAGAAGAUGGAAAAACGAAGGGACCUUCAACCUUGUCAAAGUUAACUGCAGAGGAGGUUGAGCAUCGUGCUCUUCAAGCUGCAGUGCUCCAGGAGUGGCACAUGUUGUGUAAAGAGAGGAACCAAAGUCAAAAUUAAUCAUUCUUUAAAAAAGAAAAAGAAAAAAGGAUACGAAUAUAUUCUUUGUAUUCACUAUUCAUAGGUAUUCUUUUUGUGAUAAAUGAUUUAGGUGGUAGUUGAAAAUUUGACAACAGAGUGCUCUCGUGUCUUUGCUUUUCUCCCCUUUUUUUUUUCUACAUAUUUAACCCCUUGGGGAAGUCCCUUGUACAUCUUGUAUCGGCUUGUCAUUGGUAUGGUGUUCACUUUGAGAAAUUGAUUCACUUGUUAGAAAUAUGAUUUGUGAUUAGUAUUUCUUAUAUAGCAGAUGUAAUUCCACUUUGAAAUUUCAUUUCUUC
This is a messenger RNA of Quercus robur (English oak), 4052 nucleotides long. Its product is annotated as protein TPLATE. The record is from RefSeq and is a predicted model, not a curated record. The transcript is spliced from 7 exons. The coding region runs from base 235 to 3735 and encodes 1166 amino acids. Gene Ontology annotation, biological process: endocytosis. Lineage: Eukaryota; Viridiplantae; Streptophyta; Magnoliopsida; Fagales; Fagaceae.